AUGCGUAACAAUUCAGUACGUAAAAGUCGAGCGUGUAUUAGACCUGAAAUAUCUCGUACUGGAAUGACUCCUGAAGGGAAGAAAGGUGCUAGUAGAGGGCUAUUUUUCACUCAGCAUCUCGCGAAAAUUGUUGUCAACGAUGUAUUCACUAAUUUUACAAAACUUGAUUUAUCAUAUCUGUUCAAGGAGAGCUAUGAUAAUGCCUUUCUUGAAAAUGUAUAUUCGGCGCCUGUAAUUUCACUUAAGGAAUUGCCAUGGAAAUUCCAGUCUUUGGAUUCUAAAGCCAUGCGAAUUCAGUAUAAAACAUUAAAAGAAUAUCUUCAAAUUGCUAAAUAUUUGAAAAUAAUGCGAGAUUUCAAGGAAGGAGUAUCACGAACGGCUUAUUUUGGUGUAGUAACUUGUUUUUUUUACGGAAAACGAAUUUACGUAGCACCUGAUCGAGAUACCUGGCAAGGUUACGAUCCAAAAUGGGAAGCAUCGCAAACUGAUAUGGAAAUAAAUUAG
Thelazia callipaeda (thelaziosis nematode) is the source of this 504-nucleotide messenger RNA. The record is from the annotation of a GenBank genome assembly. NCBI's taxonomy places the organism in Eukaryota, Metazoa, Nematoda, Chromadorea, Rhabditida, Thelaziidae.